Molecule: messenger RNA, 1023 nt
Organism: Musa acuminata AAA Group (dessert banana)
Lineage: Eukaryota; Viridiplantae; Streptophyta; Magnoliopsida; Zingiberales; Musaceae
Product: receptor-like protein EIX1
Exons: 1
Coding region: 1-1023 (340 amino acids)
Molecular function (GO): protein binding
Source: RefSeq, a predicted model, not a curated record
AUGGGCGACACGAGAAGCCCAUCCCAUUCGUCGCUGAGCUGCUCUUGCCUAGUGAGCGUUCUGUUCUUGACGCUUGUGACGACGACGAGGGGGUGCAUGAAGGCGGAGAGGGACGCCCUCCUCGCCUUCAAAGCCGGCAUCCUCGACCCAUCCCGCCGCUUGUCCUCGUGGCGUCGCCCAGUGGACUGCUGCAGAUGGAGCGGCGUUGUGUGCGACAACACCACGGGCCACGUCGUGCAGCUCAACCUCCAGAAUGCGGAGGCUUACUACGACAAUUCGACGGUGUUGGGGGGUGAGAUCGGUCCAUCUUUGCUUUCUCUAACUCAUUUGCGUCGCUUGAAUCUCACUCAGAACGACUUCGGCGGCGCCCGAAUCCCCAAGUUCUUGGGUUCUUUUGGGAGACUCAGAUAUCUGGAUCUCUCUUAUUCCAAUUUCGGCGGAGCCAUUCCUCCCCAGCUGGGUAACCUGUCAACCCUCCGCUAUCUGAGCCUGUCCUCGUACAACUUGAGGAUCGACGCGGGGGACGACCUACAGUGGCUCUCGCGUCUCUCUUCUCUAACAUUCCUCCAAAUGAACUUUGUGAACCUCAGCACGGCCUCUCCCGAUUGGCUACGAGCCGUGAACCAGCUGCCCUCCCUGCAGCAACUCUAUCUGUCAGGCUGUGGUCUCACUGCCCUCCCCGACUCUCUUUCCCGCGUCAACCUCACGGCUCUCACCACCCUCGAUCUCCGUGGCAACUUAUUCAACUCCACCUUUCCCAGCUGGCUUUUUGAACUCCGUAGCCUCUCCUAUCUCGCGAUCAGCAAUUCUGAAUUGUAUGGCACCGUACCUGCCGGCUUUGGGAACUUGACUCGUCUCGCGCAGCUCGACCUUAGCGGCAACUCGCUUUCCGGUUCCAUACCUGUCGAUCUCUGGAGUUUGGCCAGUCUAACCACACUUGAUCUCAGCCAUAAUUCAUUUACGAGUCCCCUUCUACCUGAAAUCGGGAACACGACAAGUCUGUCGCAGCUAAACCUCGUUUAG